Molecule: messenger RNA, 913 nt
Organism: Owenia fusiformis
Lineage: Eukaryota; Metazoa; Annelida; Polychaeta; Sabellida; Oweniidae
Source: the annotation of a GenBank genome assembly
UAUAUCAUCAACAGAAAAAAUAAAAAAAAUAUUGAUAAUCUACCGAUUUACAGCACAGGAGAACAUAUCUGCUGCCUCAACAUCCAACCAGACCAACAGAAUGGCCUCUGUGAGUGGGAACAACUGGUACAGGGUGCCUACCCUGAUGAAGUCAUGUCUUGAGGGUGUGGUACAGGGUGUCUCACACAACAUGUCUGGAAUCUCAACUCUUCCAAAUAGUGUCAAAGAUCGCCUAAUGAUCCUCAUGAGCAAGCGUGGCUUACUCAAUGAUGAUAAUCUUGGAUUGAUUCUUACAAAAUCUGUUGUUACAUUAGAUCUCAGUGAGUGUGAUGUUAGUGAUAUUGGUUUAGAGAAAAUUGCUGUAUGUACGCAAUUAAGAAAACUUGACCUCAACUCUGCUAAGGAAAGCAGAACCACAAUUACAUCUAACGGAGUUAGUGUUAUUGCUGCAGCAUGUCACAACCUCCAAGUGGUGUAUUUACGUCGUUGUCUGACUAUGACUGAUCCAGGAGUCGUUGCUCUAGCCACCAACUGUCCACGUCUGCGUGAAUUAAACAUUGGAGGCUGUACACAAAUCACUGAUGUCUCCCUCCAUGCACUUGCUAACUGUAAAUAUUUAGAAUGUAUCAACAUUGCCAACACUGAUAUCACAGACAAUGGAGUCAUUGCACUAGCAAUGGGAAGCUGUGCCAAAGCCCUCAAGGAAGUUCAUAUGGACCACUGUAAGAAUAUCACAGAUGAGUCUAUAGAGGGCCUCCUGCAGAUGUGCCCCAGAAUUAACAUUCUGCUCUUCCAUGCAUGCCCUAAAGUCACUGAACAAUCCAGGGUAGCACUAGAAGAGAUGCUCCAACAAUCUGGUGAAUCCAAGAAAGUGAAACAGAUCACGUGGACAGUAUAUUGAAUUCCUUACUGU